UAGUCCGAGUCUGAGUUUGUCUGUUUUUCAGAAUUCUAAAUUUGAUUGAAGAAAUUUGUCACGUUCCGGUUGCGAUGGACACGCUCUUUUGUGUGAUAUUUUGGAGCCUGAACAUGUUUUAUCUGUCAAAGAAAUUGGACCCAAACUUGCUCAACGUGAUGAUUAUAUUUCUGCUGACUUUGGUUCAAACCUUUGGAUAUUCGUACCUGGGAACGGAGCUGGCCGAGGAGGCUGAAGCAGUUGGCAAGGCCAUCUACGAUCUGCCGUGGUACGAGCACUCGGUUGAGUUGCAACGUUUCUACAGGCUGAUGAUUCAACGUACCCAGCGGCCUACUGGGAUUACGGGGGCAAAAUUUUUCAUCGUUCAGCUAACUACUUUUGCUAGUGUGGUCCAAAUGUCCUACUCGUACUAUUUGGUUCUUAGAGAUGUGCUUAACAAAUUGUAAAACUACUUCAAUUGGGAAUUUGAUAACAAACAUCCUAAUAUAACUAAGUGAU
Culex quinquefasciatus (southern house mosquito) is the source of this 498-nucleotide messenger RNA. Its product is annotated as odorant receptor coreceptor. Gene Ontology annotation, molecular function: odorant binding; olfactory receptor activity. Gene Ontology annotation, cellular component: plasma membrane. Lineage: Eukaryota; Metazoa; Arthropoda; Insecta; Diptera; Culicidae. The record is from RefSeq and is a predicted model, not a curated record. Gene Ontology annotation, biological process: detection of chemical stimulus involved in sensory perception of smell; sensory perception of smell. Bases 75 to 446 code for a protein of 123 amino acids. The transcript has 3 exons.